This is a messenger RNA of Olea europaea var. sylvestris, 621 nucleotides long. RefSeq names its product probable F-box protein At4g22030. Lineage: Eukaryota; Viridiplantae; Streptophyta; Magnoliopsida; Lamiales; Oleaceae. The coding region runs from base 1 to 621 and encodes 206 amino acids. The record is from RefSeq and is a predicted model, not a curated record. The transcript is spliced from 3 exons.
AUGGGGACAAAGGUUAAUUCUUUAAAUGCAGGUACAAACUUGGUGUCAAUAGGAGGGCUGCAAGUGUUCAGAAAUCCCAUUGGCAUCAAGGUGGAGACUAAAGGGCUCGAUGGAAAGAAAGGUUGGAAUGGGAUGUUGGAGGAGGAAAUGAGAGAAAUAAGUUGUGCUAUAAGAAAUAAAGACGAAGUAGACUACUUGAGGUUGGGAGGAAAAGCCUUGAAACUGAACAAAUUUCUAGCCAUUGGUGGUCCUGUGCUAACAGGAUUAGCAGCACUUGGCUCCGCCUUUGUGGGGUCUCCUAAUCACGGCUCUUGGGAGGUGGUGCUUGGAGUUGUUGCUGGUGCUUUAGCAAGUGUAGUAAACACAAUUGAGCACGGUGGGCAAGUCGGAAUGGUGUUCGAGAUGUACCGAAGCAAUGCCGGAUUCUUCAAGCUGAUGGAAGAGUCCAUAGAAUCAAACUUGAUUGGAAAAGAUAUGGAGACAAGAGAAAAUGGAGAAUUGUUUGAAAUGAAGGUGGCGUUGCAAUUGGGAAGGAGCCUGUCGCAGUUGAGAGAUCUUGCAAAUUCUUCUUCCGGCAAUGCAGAGGAGGAAAUCGAGGAAUUUGCAAGCAAGCUAUUCUAG